AUGUCGUCCACCAGCAACGCUUCCAUUGACAAGUUCAACGGAGACAAUUACGCAACGUGGAGCCGGUACAUGCGCGGUGUGUUUUUGACGAAUUCCGUCUGGCACGUUGUCAACCGUGAAGUGACUCCGACUUUCACCGACCCGCGAGCGUCCGAUGACUACGUCAAGGCAAGCAACGUCGCGUUUGGUAUGAUGCUGCUGCACAUGAACGCGGACUACCAUCAUGUGCUGGACAACUGCGAGGAAGCCUGGGUUGCGUGGACAAGUCUGAAGACGCUGUACGGUGGGUCGCAGAAGGCAGGACGCAUCUACCUCAAGCGACAACUUUUCAGUAUCAAGAUGGCUGAAGGCGCGAACGUCAUGCAUCACUGCAACGAGGUCCUCAACAUCUCCGCCAAGCUUAGCGGCAUCGGUGCGAAGAUGGAAGACGAAGACGUUGCAAUUUGUCUGCUACUCAGUCUUCCGAAGAGCUACGAAAAUGUGGUGCUCAACAUGGAAAUGAGCAGCACCGAGCUUCGCACUCAAGAUGUGGUGAGAGUCCUGACGAAUGAGCAUGCCAAGCGUCAAGGAGAAAAAGGGACAACGACAGCGACUACGGUGAAGGCUGAAGAUGCAAGCAAGGCAUUCAGCGCCGAGCGUGAGCCCUACCAAUGCACGUAUUGUGGCAAGCCCGACGCGGCGGCAAUGGUCGUGGACGCGGGGGCUAACAAUGUCCAGUGGGGACAUCAUGAUGAAGGCAAUGGCUACGAUCGAGUGGCGUUUGCAGUCUCGUUCGAAUGUGGAGUUUCGACGAGCAAGGACGUGUCUGGAAUGUGGGCCGUCGACAGUGGUGCAACGCACCACAUUUGCCACGACAAGACCAAGUUCGCAAGUUUGGCAGAGCGCAAUGAGGGCGAACUCUUGGUGGCUGAUGGCAACAAGGUGGCCAUCAAGGGUGUGGGAACCAUCAUGGAAAAGGUGGUUCUGCCCAACGGUGAAGAGCGUGAGAUCGAAAUCAAGAACGCGCUAUAUGUUCCAAGUAUGAGCAAGAACCUGCUCUCGGUGCCACAGAUUAACAGCCAUGGCAAGUUUCAAGUCGUGUUUGACGGGUCCAAGAUGUAUGUGACUCUCAAGAACUCACAGCAAGUGGUGGCGACAGCGGAUCUCGUGGAUGGACUCUACUGGCUUCGGACGACUCAACGAUCAGCGAAUGUGACAACAAGUGGAACCAGUUGUGCCGAUCUACAUGCGAGAAUGGGUCAUGCUCCAGUCGAUGUACUUCGCAAGAUGAUCGCGACCAACAUGAUCAAGGAUGUGCGAGUCCCUCUCAAGUCGGGUGGAGCAACUACAUGUCGAGGAUGUCAACAAGGGAAAAUGGUCCAAAAACCAUUUCCAAGCAACCGAGACAAGCGCAGCUACGAUACGUUUGAGCUACUUCAUCUGGACAUCUGCGGGCCCAUGGAAAAGGAUUCGCUCGGUGGCAGCAAAUAUUUGCUGCUGAUCAUCGACGAAGCCAGUGGAUGCAUGAAGGGCUUUUGUCUACGAGUGAAGUCCGAGAGUGAAGACUACAUCCGGAAAUAUAUCACCAUGGUACAGACGCAAUUCUGUAAGAAGGUCAAGUUCGUGCGACACGACGGAGCUCGCGAGUUUGCAACCAACUCGCUUCAACUGUUCUACGAAGACGAAGGCAUUGAACAGCAGACAACGGUGCCGUAUGCACAUCAAACAAACGGAACAGCAGAGCGUGCCAUUAGGACUAUUGUCACGAUCGGCCGCAGCAUGCUUCAUCAUGCCAAACUGGACAAGUGUUUCUGGGCCGAAGCAGCGAUGACGGCCAUCUACGUCAAGAAUCGACUGCCGUCACCUAAAGUCGUGCACAAGACCCCGUUUGAGAUCGUCUACAACUUGAAACCAAGCGUCAAGCACAUGCGAGUAUUCGGCUGUCAGACAUUUAUACUGACUCCGAAGGAGAAUCGACUCAAGUGGGAUCCAAAGGCUCGCGCUGGCAUAUUCGUGGGCUACGAAGAAGUUUCGAAGGCAUAUCGUGUUUAUGACAUCGAGGCGGGGCAGGUGGUUAUCAGCCGCGAUGUCAACUUCGACGAGUCCACCUUUGGACUUCAACUGCCGAUCACUGAUGAAGAUGUCGAUGACCUGGACUUCGAAUUGCUGGAUCUUGAUGACGAAGAGCUGCGUCAAAUGGAGUACAAGCAAACAGGCAAGCGCAAGAACCGACUCAAUGAUGAAGAUACAGCAGCUCCACGACCGCGUGCAGUGCGUCAACGACCAGGACUAGAAGAGUCAAGCGCGCCGGAAAACAACUCGUCACGACAAGAAGAAGACGAAGAAACGAAGGAUUCUGGUGAUUCAACACCGCCUGUGUUUUGGCGUGCGAGUGCAAAUGCCGUUGAAGCAGCAGUGGACUUAUCAGAACCCUCAACAUUUGAAGCAGCAGUAAGCGGCCCUGACCAAGUGCACUGGAGAAAAGCAAUUCAUGCAGAGCUCGAGUCAAUGCGACUUCGCGGUGUGUUUCGUGCAGCCAAGCUGCCCAACGGACAACGCGCCAUUGGCACAAAAUGGGUGUUCAAGAUCAAGCGCAAGGCGGAUGGGUCAAUCGAGAAGUACAAGGCACGACUUGUGGCCAAGGGUUUCCGCCAAAAGUAUGGUAUCGACUACACGGAGACGUUUUCGCCUGUGGUCAAGUAUGUGACGCUGCGAAUGGUGAUCGCAAUUUCCAAGCAUUUUGGAUGGCCCAUCGACCAGCUUGAUGUGGUGACAGCUUUCCUGUAUGGCGUCAUGAAGGAACAAGUGUUCUGCGUGAUUCCUGAAGGCGUCGAACUUGACAGUACGUUCGACUGCCUGGAAUUGGUGAAGUCAAUUUACGGCCUCAAGCAAGCGUCGCGAGUGUGGAACGAGACGUUCGACGAGUAUGUGUGCUCCAUCGGAUUUCAAGUAUCGGACUUCGACCCAUGUCUCUACAUCAAGACUUCGUACGGCCAUUGCGUGUUUAUACUGGUCUACGUGGACGACGUCUUGGUGACUGGAAGCUCACUCGAGCUGAUUGCACAAACCAAGAACGACCUGAAGACGCGGUUCGAAAUGACGGACAGCGGCAAGUGUGCGUUUGUUCUUGGGAUCGAGCUUUUGGACGGUGAAGAUGGCAGUGUGACACUAUGUCAGCGUCGGUAUGUCGAUGAUAUCCUCAAGCGCUUUGGCAUGGAUGAUUUCAAGGCAGUCGCAAGUCCAGUCGACAUGAGCUCUCUACUUGUUUCAAGUGAUGCAACUACCAAGGUCGAUGCUCCUUUUCGCGAAGCUGUUGGUGCGUUGAUGCACCUGACCACUGCAACGCGUCCGGACAUUGCGGUGAAGAUGGCAGUGUGA
Peronospora matthiolae is the source of this 3357-nucleotide messenger RNA. The record is from the annotation of a GenBank genome assembly. NCBI's taxonomy places the organism in Eukaryota, Oomycota, Peronosporomycetes, Peronosporales, Peronosporaceae.